AUGAGUGGUCUCCUCGAUAUCUUGAUGGAUCUCGUCCUGUCCGUUGGACUGUGCAAAGCUAGCAUCGUUGCCUGUGUUGCUUUCGAUCUUGUCGUGUUCUCACUUCUUCCACAAGUGGAUCUUCUCAGAGUAUCCAUCAUUUUGGUUGGUUUCGAUUCGGAGAAGUUUCUAGAGGGGAUGUGUUCACGACCGUUGAUGCUACGAGCGGUGGAUGUGUACCGCCGAGCCGAACAGCGGCUCUUCCUCAAUCGUGCGUGUGCUUGGCUCACGGUGCCGAGCCACCGCCAUCGCACGCCCCUUUCCGUGUGCUGUGUAUCGCGCAUGUUCUUGAUUCGAGUGCUUCUUCUAAUAUUUGCCUUAGCAGAAGAGUCGUUGGAAAAGCCACCGAAGAGCCUCUCUCGUAUGAGAGCCGGCAAAGGAUCCUACGGUACAGCAAAUAUCGCAGUCGCAUCGCUUGCUAAUCCUGGACAACAGUUGAGCAACUACGACACAAAGGAUGAGAACGAGGACGAGUUAACACCGUCACGUAACUUCAGUUCGGCUGAGAAGAGGGACGAAGGACGUGUGGGAACGCAUCAGGCAGAAGAAGCUGCGGACGUGGAUGAUCUCGACGAAAUCCUCGCCGGCGAUUUAGAUUCCCCUGAGUAUGAUCGAUAUCCAACGUUCGAAAACGGAGACAACUCUCGGAAAGAGUCAAUAAUAAUGACAACAACACCACCAGAAGAUGAAACUCCGAACACACUGGAGGGGAUUGCAAGAAUAAGGAUAGAGGAAAGAAAACCUAUUGAACAACCGCAAUCGUCAGACACUCAACUUCUUGAGAAACUUCUCACUAAAGGUUAUGAUUGGCGAGUGCGACCACCGGCUGAAGACGGUACAAUCCACGGUGGUCCAGUUGUUGUUGCCGUCAAUAUGCUUAUCAGAAGCAUAUCGAAAAUCGACAAUGUAAAUAUGGAAUACAGCGUUCAGCUGACGUUUCGAGAAAGUUGGAGAGAUGACCGUCUGAAGUACGGUCUAAAUGGUGAAUCCGUUCCGGACUUCCUUAUCCUCACAGCCGGACAACAAAUCUGGAUGCCGGACUCGUUUUUUCAGAACGAGAAGCAGGCCUAUAAGCAUAUGAUUGACAAGCCAAAUGUACUAAUUCGUGUGCACAAGGAUGGGACAAUCCUCUAUUCUGUGAGGAUAUCGUUAGUACUGUCGUGUCCAAUGCAUCUACAGUUCUAUCCAAUGGACGUUCAACAAUGCUUUAUCGACCUUGCAUCUUACUACCUCCUCCAACUAUACAUUCCCUCAUGUAUGCUUGUGAUCGUCUCAUGGGUAUCGUUCUGGAUUGACAGAACGGCAGUGCCAGCACGGGUUACAUUAGGGGUCACCACACUUCUUACUAUGACAACACAGUCGUCAGGUAUAAAUGCAAAGCUACCACCUGUUGCUUAUAUUAAAGCUAUUGAUGUGUGGAUUGGAGCUUGUCUAACGUUUAUUUUCUGUGCUCUUCUCGAAUUUGCUUUGGUCACCUACGUUGCAAAUCGAUCACAACCAAAAAGCGGCGGCGGCCCAAACUAUGGAGGAGGUGGUAACUCCUACGCCGGAGGAGGUGGUGGUGGCGGCGGCGGUGGCGGUUAUGGCGGCGGCGGUGGCGGCGGUUAUGGCGGAAGUGGCGGCGGCGCCGGUGGCGGUUAUGGCGGAAGUGGCGGCGGCGGUGGCGGUUAUGGCGGAAAUGGAGGCGGCGGUUAUGGUGGAGGUGGCGGCGGCGGCGGCGGAGGCGGUUACGUCACUGCUCCGGUUAACCUACCAGCUGCUCCCAUUUCUCCACCACAAGCAUCUCCACCCAUGCAACCACCUCCACCACCUCCACCGUCAUACGGUGGUCCAUCAGGAGGAUAUCAGCAACCGCCACAGGCUUCUCAACCCAUCCAACCACCUCCACCACCGUCAUACGGUGGUCCAUCAGGAGGAUAUCAGCAACCGCCACAGGCUUCUCACCCCAUCCAACCACCUCCACCACCGUCCUACGGUGGUCCAUCAGGAGGAUAUCAGCAACCCCCACAGGCUUCUCAACCCAUCCAACCACCUCCACCACCGUCCUACGGUGGUCCAUCAGGAGGAUAUCAGCAACCACCACCAUCAGGAGGAGGAUACCAGAAACCCCCACCAAUGCCAACACCAUACAAUCCUCCAUCUCCUCCACCACCAGGACCUGCCCCUUAUGACCCACCGGCGCCUCCUCCACCACAGCCAUACAACCCCCCAUCACCGCCCUCAGGAGGUUAUAAACAGCCACCACCACCACCAUCUGGAGGAGGAUACCGCCAAGGACCACAACCUACACCGUACCAACCUCCUUCUCCACCUGCCCCACGUUACGACCCUCCUGCUCCUCCUCCACCUCCACCACCACCAUCAGGAGGUUAUCAACAGCCACCAUCACCGCCAUCAGGAGGUUACCAACAGCCACCGCCUUCUGGAGGAGGGUACCGCCAAGGACCACAACCUACACCGUACCAACCUCCCUCUCCACCUGCCCCACACUACGAUCCUCCCGCCCCUCCUGCACCAUAUAACCCUCCAUCUCCAUCUGGAGGUUACAAACAGCCACCUCCACCUAUUUCACCACCUAGCGGAGGCGGAUACGCCGUUGCUCCUCCACCAAUCGGCCCACCACCAGUUGGACCUUCACCACCUUCCGGCGGUUAUGCUCAAUCUGGCGGCUACCGACGACGCUACUACAAUAAGGCAAGAUCUAUGCGUAAAAUGGUUGCCAAGAGAAGAAUGGUCAAGAAGGCUUAA
Necator americanus (New World hookworm) is the source of this 2787-nucleotide messenger RNA. RefSeq lists its product as uncharacterized. Gene Ontology annotation, molecular function: transmitter-gated monoatomic ion channel activity involved in regulation of postsynaptic membrane potential; excitatory extracellular ligand-gated monoatomic ion channel activity; transmembrane signaling receptor activity. Bases 1 to 2787 code for a protein of 928 amino acids. The transcript has 19 exons. Gene Ontology annotation, biological process: signal transduction; chloride transmembrane transport; nervous system process. Lineage: Eukaryota; Metazoa; Nematoda; Chromadorea; Rhabditida; Ancylostomatidae. The record is from RefSeq and is a predicted model, not a curated record. Gene Ontology annotation, cellular component: plasma membrane; synapse; neuron projection.